GAAGAACACAAAAGUAAUUUAUUAGCAAACGAGUGUAAAAUUUGCUUCGCGGUGCUUUUUUCAAUCAUCUUCAAUCCUUAAUUGCUGUGGAUUCGAUAAUCUCCCAGAACGAGAAGAAAUCUACGAUCUACGAUUCUUGCUACGGAGCAAUUCAAAUUCGAUGACGACGUAGUUUUAACGAAGAAGACGGAGAAGUGCAUCGGAGAUUCGCAAUAUGGAUCCGGAGCAGACGUUUAUUAGGGUUCAGGAGAGGUUUUCGCAGAUCUUAACGCCAAGGAUUAGAGGUUUCUUAGAGUAUACUUACCUCUUCGUUGCCAUCACUUUGUUCUGUAUCCUCGUUGUUAUGCACGCCAAUUAUGUUCAGCAGCCUGGUUGUUCUAGUGAGCUGACUGGAGUUGAGUUAGCUGAAGCAGAGCUUAUGCAAAUUAAGAUAACAAGUGCAGGGUUGUGGUCACGUAAUGAUGAAAGUACUGCUGCAGAUGUUCCUCGAGUUGUAGCUGCAACUGAUAGUUUAGAAGUCUCAAAGACUGAUCAAGAAAGCUCUACCAGUGAAGAAAAUGCCGAUGAUAUAUUUGUGAAAAUUGAUAAGGAAGAGCCCCGCAGUAGUUUCUCAGUGUCUGCAAAAGAGAAUGUCAGAGCAGCUCUUCUUCGCUUUCUCAAAAAGUGUUAUAGGCGCAUAUCUUUCGUUUUACAGCAUACAGCACGGAUCCUCAGAGGUGUUCGAAAAAUAUGGAACAUCAUCGGCAUACCGUUGAAUCUUGAUGUGCCCAAAUUGUUGCAUGUACUGUAUAUGGAUAAAGUCAACUACUAUGCAGUUCAGUGGCUUGAGAGUAAAACUCAAGAGUUUGAGCCAACAUAUCUAUAUACCAUGGAAAAGGGUUACUUUUUGCUGCCUGAUGAAGCAAAAUCACGGCAUAACAUUCGCACUGCAAAUGUCAGCAUAUCGGCACGGCAUCCCUGCUUUGGGAACAGGUGGCAGCAACUUCUUAUAAACAGAGUUGUAGGAUAUGAUACUAUUAUAAUGAAUAGCUUACAGAACUCUGCUGGUCAAGGUUAUCUAUACAACUACCAGACAAGAGAGUUUUACAAUCUCAGUUACUCCCAAGAACUUCCUGAAGGUUCUGCGCAAUUCGGAGAUUACUUGGUAACGAAAUGUGGUGUGCUAAUGAUGUCACUUUUUGUGUUUUUCACAACCACAAUGUCUGUGUCAUUCACAUUGCGAGAGACACAAACUCGCAUGUUAAAGUUCACAGUGCAGCUUCAACACCAUGCCCAGCAUCGGUUACCAACAUUUCAGUUGAUCUUCGUACACGUGAUCGAAUCGCUUGUCUUUGUACCAAUUAUGAUUGGGAUUCUGUUCUUCCUGUUUGAGUUUUACGACGAUCAGCUAUUGGCUUUCAUGGUUCUGGUUCUUGUCUGGCUAUGCGAAUUAUUCACCCUGAUAAGUGUCAGGACACCAAUAUCGAUGAAGUUCUUCCCGCGUUUCUUCUUGUUGUACUUCUUGGUGUUCCAUAUUUAUUUCUUCUCGUAUGCAUAUGGCUUUUCUUAUCUCGCCCUAAUGACAACCGCUGCAUUCAUGCAACACCUAAUUCUAUACUUCUGGAACCGUUUUGAGGUACCAGCUCUUCAGAGAUUCCUUCAAAGCCGACAGUCACACCUACAGCAACACCCAGACUUCCACAUCACUUCUUCAACAAUCCUAGCAUCAACUCUUCACAUCACAAGGCUGAACAGAACAACAAGAAACCGAUCUCCAUCUGGUCCAAACAACACAACCCCAAACCAAAACACGGAAACAAGAUCUCCAACAGCAGAUGGAGGAGGUGUCAGGAAUCCAACACAACAUCAAGAGCAGCAAGAAGAGAAUGCAGCAAACACCAUUCCUGCAGAGCCUAACAACCAGCAAGCAGGCGCAAUGAGCUCAUUCAGUUCGAUGCUGCUAUGGAUUUUAGGCGGUGCUUCGUCAGAAGGACUUAACUCGUUUCUCUCGAUGUUUAGAGAUGUUAGAGAUGAAGAAGAAGCGCAAGUGUUUGCAGAUACUACACCUCAAAACCCGCAUCAUGAUCCUCUUUCAGUUGAUUAAAAGUUUCUUCCUUUGUUUGCUGUAUAUUUUGUAUUUUCUUUUUGGCGUUUGGUUUUUUGUUCCUUGUUUGCUUGUAUAGUCACUGGCCAAAAGAGACUAGCUUUUGAGAUAUUAAACAAGGUAAUCAAAA
This is a messenger RNA of Arabidopsis arenosa, 2213 nucleotides long. The record is from the annotation of a GenBank genome assembly. Lineage: Eukaryota; Viridiplantae; Streptophyta; Magnoliopsida; Brassicales; Brassicaceae.